Messenger RNA from Phialemonium atrogriseum, 2040 nucleotides. RefSeq names its product acid protease. The record is from RefSeq and is a predicted model, not a curated record. NCBI's taxonomy places the organism in Eukaryota, Fungi, Ascomycota, Sordariomycetes, Cephalothecales, Cephalothecaceae. The transcript is spliced from 4 exons. Bases 461 to 1795 code for a protein of 444 amino acids. Gene Ontology annotation, biological process: proteolysis. Gene Ontology annotation, molecular function: aspartic-type endopeptidase activity.
GGUUCUGCCUUCUUUCCGUGCCUAUUAAUACCGCUUUUCUGUCAUCCGAUUCCAAAUUUCGCUGCUCCCUGCUAGAUUUCCUGGUUCAUCCCACCAGGCCUUUAAACAUCUCACAUGGCUUGUAAGGCGGAACCCCUUUUCAGCAGUCAGCAUUGCACCACCUCAGCUGCCACGGCAGCGUCUUGGCACCAUGGAUCUAUCAAAUAAAUACUCUUGGCAUUCUUGCGGCUGAGCCUGAUAGCGUCCAACCACAGGACCUGCGCGCCUCAGCCCCCGUCACAUUUUCCCCGGUCCCCUGAAGUUUGCUGUCAGGCUGCAAUCUUGGGCGUCCUCAAAUGGCGCAGAGCCCCAUCCUCUGCCGCCAUGGCCAUGGCCGAAGCCUUGGCCCUUCGUACUUAAAGACCCUGAACCCGCACCCCAACGUCUUGGCCGCAACCUAGUUUCAGACCAAGCAUUCACUAUGUCGAUCCUCGCGUUAAUCCACCUUGGCCUUGCUCUGGGCAGCUCGGCGUCCAUCAUCCCACGAGCCGAAAACGAGCCGAGAUUUCUCUCCUAUCCCAUCGUCCACCGGAAACGUGAUGCGAGACUCGCUGGAAGGGAUACGGAGGUGACUCUCCACAACCAGUCCGUGACGACCUACCUCUUUGAACUUGACAUCGGAACCCCGCCUCAGCGCGUAGAAGUCGUCCUCGACACGGGCUCCUUCGAAUUAUGGGUCGACCCCAAGUGCUCCGGGGCAAGCACUGCGGACCAGACAGCCAGCUGCAAGAAGGCCGGCGCCUACGACCCGAACAGCUCCUCCACGGUCGUCGACAUGGAGGCGGAGAACCAGCUUCCCUACGGCAAGGGCAUUGUCAACGUCGCCUACGUGGCCGACAGCAUCAAGCUCCCCGGCAGCGGCUCCACCCAGACCCUCAAGGAGGUGAUAUUCGGCGUCGGCCUCGACAGCGAGGACCUUGCGUACGGCAUUGCGGGCGUGGGCCACGGCAAGGACUACAACCUCGUCUAUAGCAACCUCAUCGAUGAGCUCUACUUGCAGGGCGUUACGAACUCGAGGGCCUUCAGCGUCGCUCUCGGGAGCAAGGAUGCAAGCGACGGCGGGAGCGUCAUCUUCGGCGGCGUGGACACCAAGAAAUUCACAGGGAACCUCGUCGCGUUCCAGAACCUGCCGCCCCAGAUAGAGCAGGGGCAGACAGGCCUAUACCGGUAUUGGAUCCAGCUCAACUCCGUCGGCAUCACCAAGCCAGGCAGCAAGUCCACGACCUACGCCAACUCAGCACUACCCAUCGUCCUCGACACGGGCGCGACCAUGAGCUACCUGCCCCAGUCUGUGAUCAACCAAUUCGUGACGGACUUCAAGGCCGACGUGCUCGACGACGGCUCCAUGCAGGUGCCCUGCGAGACGGCGUCGCAGGCCGGCACCGUCGACUUCACCUUUGGCAGCCUGACCAUCCGCGUGCCGUUCCACGAGUUCAUCUGGGAGGUGGUGCCGGGCGGGUGCGUCAUCGCCGCGGCCCCGGCCGGCCAGACGACCGCCAUCCUGGGCGACAGCUUCCUGCGGUCCGCCUACGUCGUCUUCGACCAGUCCAACGACGAGAUCCUGCUCGCGCAGUACAAGAACUGCGGCACCAACGAGCACGAGCUGCCCGCCGGCGUGGGCGCGGCCGCGAACUUCACCGGCGAGUGCAAGGGGGGCUCGUCCGUUAAGGGUGGCGCGACGGCUGCGCGGUCCAGUGUCUGGGCUGUGGCUGCGGUUGCGCUUGGUCUGCAGGCUUUGUUUGUCCUUGUUCUGUAGUUGCUGAGGCUGGUGUUCUUUUCAAUCAUAUUCCGGGAGUUGGGGGGGGUACACGAGCAUUUUGUUCAGGGUGUUAUGAUGCUCGAUAGAAGUAGAAGAUAUAUUAAAUCAUGUAGAGUUUUGUGUGAGGCCUUCCCCCCUUACACAGGCCCGUCCCUCCGGAGCCAACUGCCGUGGGCCCAGAAGGUUUAACUCAACAACGCCCAGAGAAGUUUAUUCCAAUAACCCAAACUCGAAAUCUUGCC